AUGGCGCUGCACAACGUCCAUCCCUCCGAAAUAAGUUUCAAGGAACAACUGUUCGAGCCCCAAUUCUCUGCCAUUUUUCUCAUUACCAUGCGAAACCAAACCUGCGUUAUGAAAGUUCAUCAUGGGAGAGGUCCUCCGCGAUACUACGAGCCUCAAGACCGCGAGCUAGACAUUCAUGUUCUCGAAUCAACGGCUUACCACCGCCUGAAAGACCGAGGGCUAUAUGGGAUACGCCAGAUUCAUAAGGCGCUUGUUGUGCAUGGUGACCCGAAACCGAGGAAUAUGAUGGUUGUCAGGGACGAUGAGGCGGAUCGAGUGGUUUGGUUGGAUUUUGAUCGGGCUGAGACGUAUGAUGAGGAUAGGCUCACGGAUGAAGAAAUGCAGCUGAUGGGCGAGGAAGAGGAGACAAUGGUGGGUUUCAAGGAGUUGCUGAUCUCAUUCACAUUCAUCCUCCCCCUCUUCCCCUCUCUCCUCAACUUCUACCUCCAACAAGACCCUUCCCCCUCCUCGCUCCUGAACCGCAUAUUCCACUACCUCAACGCCUACAAAAACUCAUUCUCCAAACCGAUUGAUUCGCGGUACGACAUUGUCCUCCUCGGCGGUGCUCUGGGAUCCCUCUUCUCGCUCCUCCAAGCCAUCGCCGCGCCUGUAAUAGGGCAUCUCUCCGACCGACAUGGCCGGCGCACGGCACUGCUUUGGUCCAUGUUCGGCAAUCUGGUGAGCGUCACGUUAUGGGUUGCCGCAACCGAUUUCAAGACGUUUCUCGCUAGCCGUAUCGUGGGCGGAUUGAGUGAGGGGAAUGUGCAGAUGGCGAAUGCGAUUGCGACGGAUAUCAGUGAUGAGAGUCAGCGCGGCUCGACUAUGGCCAUGGUGGGCGCUUGUUUCAGUAUUGCGUUUACGUUUGGGCCGGCAUUGGGUGCGGCGCUUGCUAAUGUGAAGGUUAUUGCGGCUAAUCCGUUUGCGACUGCGGCGGGGGUUUCGUUGUUGUUGAUUGUCCUGGAGACGGGUUAUUUGUAUGUGAGUUUGCCGGAGACGCAUCCUAGACUUGUUGCCGCGGAGGUGAAGGAUGGCAUAAAGGGGACGAAGGGUGCAGUUGGUGGUGGUGGUGGUGGUGGCACGACGGCGACGAGUGACAAGAAGGUGAAGAGAAAGGACAAGAUAUCCCACACCAACAACCCCUCAGUCCUUAAUCUGAUUCAUUUACUAUUUCUUCUGCCCUUUUCCGGCAUGGAAUUCUCCCUCCCGUUCCUCACGGCUACUUUGAUAUCAGCGUCAGAAGACAGCAACCCAUCCGCCGUCAACGGGCGAAUACUCGGUCUAAUCGGACUCAUCGCGUCCCUCCUACAGGGAACGAUGGUGCGUCGACUGCCGCCACUGCUAACAGUGCGUAUUGGCGUUGUUGCAUGCGCCAUCGCGUUUUUUCUUUUGGCCAAUAUCAGCUCGAUCACGGGCUUGCAGGUUGCUGCUUGUUUCCUGGCGGUUACGAGCGCGACGGUGGUGACAGGGCUGAAUAGUUUGGGCAGUCUUGAGGCUGGCGCGGAGGAGCGUGGGAUUGUCUUGGGCAGGUUGAGGAGUUGGGGCCAGGUUGGGAGGGCGUUGGGUCCUGUGGGAUUCUGCUCGUUCUUUUGGUGGGUAGGUAGGGAAAUUGCGUAUACUGCUGGCGGUGUCGUGAUGGUUGGUGUCUGUGGGAUUGUGUUUGUGUUCUUGAGUGAGCCUAGGCGAUAG
This is a messenger RNA of Talaromyces atroroseus, 1725 nucleotides long. RefSeq lists its product as hypothetical. NCBI's taxonomy places the organism in Eukaryota, Fungi, Ascomycota, Eurotiomycetes, Eurotiales, Trichocomaceae. Gene Ontology annotation, molecular function: transmembrane transporter activity. The record is from RefSeq and is a predicted model, not a curated record. Bases 1 to 1725 code for a protein of 574 amino acids. Gene Ontology annotation, cellular component: brush border membrane. Gene Ontology annotation, biological process: transmembrane transport. The transcript is spliced from 4 exons.